GCAGCCGUGCAGAGAUCCAAGCUCAGCUCCAAGGAUUGCUAAGCGAAGAUCAUCACGUGAUGUCAUGUGACCACCGAGAGAUGGCGAUGACGCGGGCGAAUAAUGCCGGGCCCCCGAUCGGUAAAUGAACGCUGCUUUUGUUGCUGCUGCCUCUGUUCCUCAGUCUGAUAACCUCGAGUUUUCUUCUAUUCACACUCAACAGACCUGAAUCAGCUCAUCCACGUACAUCUGAUGGCCGAAGACUCCAGCCAGGACGAGUCCUCCUCGACUCAGAACCCUAACGGGAAGCAGCACGUCAGCUAUCGUCGGGCGCGGGCCUCGAGAGCCUGCGAAGUCUGUCAUUCGCGAAAGGUCCGCUGCGAUGUCACAAACCGCAUGCCAUGCACCAACUGCGUUGCGUUUGGAUGCGAGUGCAAGAUCCCUGACGCUCGUCGUCGCAAGGUCUCAGAUCAUUCAUCCACAAAGCGCGAAACAGAUAUAAUCAGCAAAUCUCUCUCGUCAGUAGACGUCUCCAGAGCUCCCAGCGAAAGCCUCGAUGUUGUGUCCACUCCGGCCGGAGCCAGUCGACGGAGGCGGAAAGACACGCUGGAAAGCGGAGGUGGUCACGAAUCAGGCGACGAUGGCGACGACGAAGACGACGGUGACGAUAUCGAGAAGCAGCCUGACCCUCAGCAGAUCCUACCCCCCAAGCGGACUAGAAAGCCAGACGAACCAGACGACAAGCAGUCGAAAAAACGCAAGGAGGGUCCGCAACGGGUCGGUGGAUUGGCGGCGGCGACACUGAUCACAGCUGGCCAGAAUACCACCGAGACAGCCGACGCUUGGAUCAACAUGCUCUCCUCACAUACUGCAGGCACAAGCAGUGUACGCCGGUCUGGAAGAGUCGCGUAUCUCGGCUCGUCGUCGAAUCUGAGCCUGCUUGUACAAUCCAAAGCGGGCGACACCGAGGUUUGCCACUACCCGCUCCCAGACGAGCUGCGCGUAGGUUCUGCGCGCUUGAACGAGCUUGAUCCAGAGGAGAUCGAGAUCCUGAACCGCCGUGGCGCGUUCCUGCUUCCUCCCCGCGAUAUCUGCGACGAGCUCAUCGAGUGCUAUUUCGCGACCAUCCAUCCGAUCGUGCCGAUGAUCAACCGGACGCAGUUCAUGCGCCGCUACAACGAUCCAAAAGAUCCGCCUUCGCUAUUACUUUUGCAAGCAGUCCUCCUCGCUGGAACCCGUGUCUGUCGUAACCCUGCGUUGCUGGAUAACCAAGGGUCAGCCGACCUAGCGAGCUUGACAAUCUACAAGCGCUGCAAGGCGCUCUACGACGCAAACUACGAAGACGACAGAAUCUCGAUCGUGCAGUCGCUCAUCUUGCUGGGAUGGUGGUGGGAGGGACCCGAGGAUGUGACGAAGAACGUCUUUUACUGGACCCGCGUCGCCCUCUGCGUCGCCCAGGGUUUCGGGCUUCAUCGCAGCGUUGAAAAGUCCCAACUCAGCGUUGUCGACAAGCGUUUGUGGAAACGUCUGUGGUGGGUCUUGUUUAGUCGAGAUAGAAACGUCGCAAUCGCCCUCGGCCGACCGGUGCUGAUCAACACAGAUGACACAGACGUUCCUAUGCUUACUGAGGAAGACUUCAUAGAAGAAGAAGGACCUGGCCCCUACGAGUAUCCGCCCAACACACUACACGUGCAGCACUUUAUCCAGUCGCUGAAGCUGUCGGAAAUCAUGGGGCUGGUCUUACGCCAGCAAUUCUCCGUCGCGUCCGAAAACUCGAGAUCAAACAACCGUAGCCCGGAUAUCACACAUUCCGACAUGGCCCUUGGCGCGUGGAUGAACAAUCUUCCCCAGGAGCUACGGUACUACGUCAACGAGCCAGAGUCGCACGAUUUUUUCAAAGCUCUGCUUCAUCUGCAGUACUACACCGUUCUCUGCUUGCUGCACCGGACCAACAUGUCGCAGUCCAAACCGCAGCUGUCGUCGGUCGGAAGCAGCUAUCUGACGUCUUAUCCCUCGCGGGGGAUUGCGUUCCAGGCAGCACAUAUGAUUGCCCGCAUUGUUGAAAACAUGAUGAACCGACAAGAGUUGCGCAACGCGCCCGCGUUCACGGUGUAUACACUCUUCUCUGCGAUGAUUAUGUUUGUCUACCAAACCAAGUCGCACUCGCCGCAAGUCGUCCAGGGUGCCCAGCGCUCACUGAAGAUCUGCAUGGGUGCUUUGGAAGAAGUUGGCAAGUCGUGGAUGGUGGGCCGCAUGAUUCUGCGGCUGUUUGAAAAGAUUAACGAAAACAAGCAAAUGAAGGACCGCAUCUUCCGUGCCGUGAAUCCGCGCCCGCUACCGCAGCACCAGCACAACAGCAACAGCAGCAAUAACGGCGUACAUAGCUCAAACCUGUCUGCCUCGUCGUCGAUGCAGAGCUCGGGAAGCAGCAGCGGCACGCAAAGCCGCAGCACAAUCGCAAUGCCGCGACCUUCGUACGCAACCACGACGACGUCUACGCUACCGUUCGACUCGCCUGCCGCGCCGGUUCCGAAUAUCUCGUACGAGCGCACGACCUCGCGGCCGUCUACCCCUGCAGCUGCGCCGUCGCCGCUCAUCCCUGGCCAGUCCAGGAGUCAGCAGCAAUCCCACGAUAGUGCGAGCCACUACUUUGCUUCGCGGGGAGUGAAUUCCACGCCUUCCGGCGCAACUCCGUUCCAGUCAAGCGUCUCCGUGCCCGGCACGCCACCAGAUUUCUUCUUUGUCACGCAUUCGCCACCGCUAUCGCAGACCUUUGUCGAGAAUUUCCAGCCCUCGCAGCUCUUCCCUGAAGACCAAAUCGCCGCCUUGCUACAGCAGCAGCGGCAGCGACAGCAGCCAAAGGACUCUUCGGCCUUGUCAUCCGACAGCGUUAAACUUGAAGACGGCGAGGCGCUCAGCGUACCAAACGGCUCGGAAGCACAGACGUGGUCGGCUUCAAUGACCGGCGUGGGCGAGAUCGCAAAUGCGCUGGAUUUACUGGCCGACAUUGACGUCGACCAGAGCACCCCUGAGGACGGCUCCAACGCGUCCGUCUCCGGCGCCGCGGGCCUGAGCAGUUCCGGCCACGCGACAGGGGCCACACCUGACGCUGCCGAGACCGCGGCGGCGAACAUGGCCGCCGUCGAAGGCGGUACGCAUUACGCUGGUGUUCCGAGCGCGGCCAGCGCGGGGGCGCCGAACUCGUUGAAUAUUGGGGACUGGUAUAAUUACCUGAUGACGAACGGGGCGACGGAAGGGUUUGGCGAGGAGAUGGCCGAGUUGGCGCAGGCGCGUGGGUUGACGUCGUUUUGAUGAGGUGGUGUUGAAUGAGAAGAAGAGUAACGUGUAUGCCUUGAUUAGGGAAUGGUGCUGUAUUAUAUGGGAGGAAUAUGGUAUUUUCCUUGUUUUGUGAGCUGAACGAAAGCUUUAUACGCUACUACAACGAGCUCAGUCGUUUCUUUUCUUUUGUCAAUUUUGUUUUUUUUGCGAAGUCACCCACGAGGUGUCUUUUCUCUGUACGUGACGUUGGUAACUUCCGGCUGUAAUUCCUUUCUUUUGUCUUUGUUUUGUGUGUUUUGAAAUAUUGUUUUGCUGCUGGGCAGUGAUGUGGUCUGUAAUUCUUGGGUCCGGUAAAUGAGAGUCACAACUGUAUUGUAUAAGAUAGAAAAUUCUAUGA
Messenger RNA from Myxozyma melibiosi, 3655 nucleotides. Its product is annotated as cutinase transcription factor 1 alpha. Gene Ontology annotation, molecular function: DNA-binding transcription factor activity, RNA polymerase II-specific; zinc ion binding; DNA binding. The record is from RefSeq and is a predicted model, not a curated record. The transcript has 7 exons. Gene Ontology annotation, biological process: DNA-templated transcription; regulation of DNA-templated transcription. Lineage: Eukaryota; Fungi; Ascomycota; Lipomycetes; Lipomycetales; Lipomycetaceae. Bases 232 to 3291 code for a protein of 1019 amino acids.